CGUAAUACCGUCGAAUCUAAAUACUACCAGAAUGGUGUAUGGGUGCUGCCUAGUCAAGCAGAGCUAUCUACGCUAGGUGCCAAAGAUUUAACACUUCUGUACUUUGGAUAUAUUCAACAUAUCCAGGUACCGUGUAAUAACAGGGUGAGGCUGGGUCACGUGGGUGAUGGAGGAUGGGAUAUGUGUGAGGACGCUCCAUAUAAACCAGCAAAUAACAGUCUGGUCUAUUCUUUUGGAAUAGCCAAAGACUUUAGCUUCGACGACGCCAUUGGAGCGAGAAUAAACGCCAGGGUUCACUCUUUUGAUCCAACUACAGGUGUCAAAGAUCAUAAAAGAAGUGAUAAUGUCUACUUCCACGCGACUGGUAUAUCCGAUACCACUGGUACCAAUGGUAACGGCUGGAAAAUGGGAACUUUAUCGGCCAUUAAAAAGGAACUUGGACAUGAAAAUGAAGUUUUGUCAAUUCUGAAAAUGGAUAUUGAAUCCUGGGAAUGGAGAGUUCUACCACAGAUUUUAAAAGCUCACGAACUAACCAAUACAAAACAAGUUAUGGUUGAGUUUCACACCUGUAGACGUUGUGCUGAUAGACAGGUUGUGAAGGAAUUGACUCAUGCUAUAACUAUUCUUAAAGAUCUUUACGAUAUAGGUUUUAGAAUAUUCUGGAUGCAUAAAAAUCCUGCAUGCACGUACACGUGUAAAUAUACAGGUGCUAAAUUGUCUAAAUGUCAGGAAGUAUAUUUCCUAAAAAAAUAAUUGUAAUGUUUUAUCGACAGGUGUGUGUAACUUGGGUAACUGGAUGUCACUUUGCUAAAACACCAAGUUAUAUUGAUGUAAUGAUAAUCUGACAGGACAUGUUAAGCAAGCAAACAAAUAGAAAAACAAAACUCUGACCAUUAG
This is a messenger RNA of Patella vulgata (common limpet), 897 nucleotides long. RefSeq names its product probable methyltransferase-like protein 24. The record is from RefSeq and is a predicted model, not a curated record. The annotation marks the transcript as partial. The transcript is spliced from 5 exons. Lineage: Eukaryota; Metazoa; Mollusca; Gastropoda; Patellidae.